Messenger RNA from Pediculus humanus corporis (human body louse), 1197 nucleotides. RefSeq names its product Gaba-gated chloride channel, putative. The record is from RefSeq and is a predicted model, not a curated record. The transcript has 7 exons. Gene Ontology annotation, molecular function: GABA-A receptor activity; neurotransmitter receptor activity; chloride channel activity. Gene Ontology annotation, biological process: chemical synaptic transmission; signal transduction; nervous system process. NCBI's taxonomy places the organism in Eukaryota, Metazoa, Arthropoda, Insecta, Psocodea, Pediculidae. The coding region runs from base 1 to 1197 and encodes 398 amino acids. Gene Ontology annotation, cellular component: membrane; neuron projection; synapse.
AUGCGAUUCGUUUGUCUUGAUUUCACAUUGGAUUUCUACUUCAGGCAGUUUUGGACAGAUCCUAGAUUGGGUUUUAGAAAAAAACCCGGUGUUGAGACUCUGUCCGUCGGUUCGGACUUUAUUAAAAAUAUUUGGGUACCGGAUACGUUUUUUGUCAACGAAAAACAAUCUUAUUUUCACAUAGCAACAACUAGUAACGAAUUCAUUCGAAUACAUCAUUCAGGAAGCAUAACGAGAAGUAUAAGAUUGACAAUUACAGCAUCGUGUCCAAUGAAUUUGCAAUAUUUCCCUAUGGACAGACAAUUGUGUCACAUCGAGAUUGAAAGUUGUUUUUUUUUUUUUUUUGAAAAUAUAUAUAAUUUUAUGCUGCUUAAAAAGCUCUCAACUUUCUGUUGGCUAGGUUUAGAUUCGGUCUCUUCUCGAAGAAGCACUGAGCGGCGUGCCCGAGGGGGACUGGCAGUGGGCAGAAACUACUCUCGUUUAGCAUGUGAAAUACAAUUCGUCCGAUCAAUGGGAUACUACCUCAUACAGAUUUACAUUCCAUCUGGAUUGAUUGUUAUCAUUUCAUGGGUUAGCUUUUGGCUAAAUAGAAAUGCAACCCCUGCACGUGUAGCUUUAGGUGUAACGACUGUACUGACAAUGACCACACUCAUGUCUUCAACCAAUGCAGCCCUGCCUAAGAUAUCCUAUGUGAAAAGUAUCGAUGUUUAUUUGGGAACUUGUUUCGUUAUGGUUUUUGCAUCGUUAUUAGAAUACGCUACUGUAGGCUACAUGGCAAAAAGAAUUCAAAUGCGAAAAAGUAGAUUUAUGGCGAUACAAAAAAUUGCCGAACAAAAAAAUAAAGCCAAUUUAGAAGCUCAACACGGUCCUCAUCCGGGGCCCAUCGGUGAACAAGACCAUUCGGGGCCUAAACAAACGGUCCACGAUCCAAAAGCUCAUUCCAAAGGAGGUACCCUCGAAAAUACUAUAAAUGGACGUGCGGAUGAAGAAGCCGCUACACCUGCCCCUCAACAUUUAAUUCACCCAGGAAAAGACAUUAAUAAAUUAAUGGGAAUAACACCUAGUGACAUUGAUAAAUAUUCUAGAAUUGUUUUUCCCGUUUGUUUUAUUUGCUUUAAUUUAAUGUAUUGGAUAAUUUAUUUACACAUAAGUGACGUUGUGGCCGAUGAUUUGGUUUUUUUGGGACAAGAUAAAUAA